AUGCCGCGCUCACUCUCCGACCAGCUGCGCCUGGCUACCCUCCUCGGCCUGGCGCUCACGCUCGGAGCUGCAGCCCACGAGGGCCAUGUCCACGGCACGACUUCCGCGGCGGCCGCGGCUACGACCGGGCACGACAUGAGCGGCAUGGACAUGGGCGACGGGAGCAUGGACAUGGGCGGGGACGAGCACAUGGGCGCCAUGACGGGGAUGAAGAUGUGGGUCCAUGGGACUAUCGGGGAUGACUCCGCAGACGACGUCCUCGAAGUCCUCCUUCCAUCUGUGCGCCCUUGCCGCUCUCCGCUCCCUGACCUGCACAUGGACAUGGCGAAGAUGUGA
Molecule: messenger RNA, 336 nt
Organism: Trichosporon asahii var. asahii CBS 2479
Lineage: Eukaryota; Fungi; Basidiomycota; Tremellomycetes; Trichosporonales; Trichosporonaceae
Exons: 2
Coding region: 1-336 (111 amino acids)
Source: RefSeq, a predicted model, not a curated record